This is a messenger RNA of Symsagittifera roscoffensis, 825 nucleotides long. Its product is annotated as calcium-binding protein P-like. The record is from RefSeq and is a predicted model, not a curated record. NCBI's taxonomy places the organism in Eukaryota, Metazoa, Xenacoelomorpha, Acoela, Convolutidae. The transcript has a single exon. The coding region runs from base 1 to 825 and encodes 274 amino acids.
AUGAACAAUCAAACGUACCCGGCUAACCAAGGUCAAUAUCCGCCACCUCAAGGUCAGUAUCCCCCACCUCAAGGUCAAUAUCCCCCACCUCAAGGUCAGUAUCCGCCACCUCAAGGUCAGUAUCCAUCACCUCAAGGUCAAUAUCCGCCACCUCAAGGCCAGUAUCAGCCAUCUCAAGGACAACAAGGUCGAUUCCCCCCGCCUCAGGGCCAAUAUCCGCCACCUCAAGGUCAGCAAGGUCAGUAUCCGCUACCUUAUGGACAGUAUCCUCCGCCUCAAGGCCAGUACCCGCCACCUCGAGGUCAAUAUCCACCACCUCAAGGUCAAUAUCCACCACCUCAAGGUCAUCAAGGCCCAUACCCUCCAAUUCACACUCAAACUGGUCCGUACCCACCGGUCCAAGGUCAAAACCCGCAAGCAGGAGGCCAAUCAAACGCUGUUGAAGAUCCUCAAAGCGGCGCUGCCUCUAGAGGUCUGAAUGAUCAAACUAAAGGCCAGCCAAGUCCAAGUAAUGCAGCUGCCCAAAGUGCUCUAGCAAACGUUGCAACAGCAGCGGUAGAGACCACAUCGCCGCAAGCCGCCGAAGCUGUAGAAUCGGCAGAACCACCGAAAAACGCCGGCACUCCUACAGAUAAAAACGAGUAUCAAAACGUGGAACAAAGGCCGGAACUUGACGAGCCAAAAGCAAUUGGUGGAAACGAUUCGGACUAUCGAAAAGGAAGCGGAGCUCGGUCUUCCACCCAGUCGAAGCCUAAAAAGCGGAAGUCGUCCAAAGCAAACCCCCUUGAGGCGAACACACUAGCAGGAGAAACAAAAGAACCCUAA